AUACGUCACUAUUUGGCUGCGCGACAGGUGGCGCACAUCAGAUCAGGAAUUCGGGAUGAGGCCCAAGACAUCCAAAAUGGAUGAUAUGAAUUGGUAUGGAUGAAAAGUUUCCUCACAAGUAAUUUUUCGGGCUAUAUGAUCGAUCAAAUUCCUCGAUAUACUUGAAAAAUCAAGUAUAUAUACCGAAAUAUCACGAGUUUUACCUACUAUCGCGUUUGCUUCAGUCAAACGUCUAUAUCGCCAACAUGGAUUUACUUCUUUCCCUUCCGAUCGUAUCGUACUUCGGCGGACCCGUGUUUACCUCGUGGUCGGGUUCAAUGAACCUUCUGUUCUUCUAUAUGACAUGGACCACUCUUGUUCUGUCGCAUUCACCUUUGAAGAUAGAGUUGGUCGGUACCCUAGCUGUGCGCAUAGUUUUCUGGCUAGUUCCCUCGCUUUUCUUCUUGAUAUUUGAUUCACUACUUCCCAGCCUCGCGGAGUCUAUCAAGCUCUACGGCUCCGCAUCACUGCCUCGGCGGAAUGCCGUCUCCCUACUUCGGCAAGUUUUACUCGCCAUCUUCAACCUGGCGCUCAGCACCGCGGUGCAGGCCGGGAUCUCCAUAGGUGCAGGAUCCCUUUUGCGCCAUCCACUCUUCAAGACGAGCACGAGGCUGCCACUGCCAUGGCAGAUCGUGAAGCACAUUUGGCUGCUAUAUACCGCCCGCGAAGUUUUGACAUACUACAUCAGCCGAUAUAUCCUACACUCGCGGGGUAGAAUAGCGAAGCUACACAAGACAUACUCGCACUCCCGCAAGAACGCUGCCCCAUAUGCGCUCAUGCUAUACACGGACCACCCGCUACCGUUGCUCCUCCAGCGCACCCUACCUGUAUAUCUGCCGGCCAUGGUCAUACAGCCACAUCUACUCACCUAUUUUCUAUUUACAAUCCUAACGACGUUAGAGGAGAUGCUGUCUAUGUCCGGCUACAGCAUGGUACCGGGUAUCAUAAUGGGCGGCAUCACCAGACGCACCGCGACACACUAUGCCAGCGGAGGACGCGGGAAUUUCGGUGCUUGGGGUCUGCUCGACUGGGUUAGCGGCACAAGCCUAGGCAAGGAUGUCGUGGAGGAUAUAAACGACGAGGCCGAGAAGCACCAAGUUAAGGAACGGUCGCAGAAGGCCGCGGGUGAUGCGGGUAGCGUGAUGCAAGACAGCAUCGACGGGCUCAAGAAGGUUCGCAAAACCCGGAAGAAGAACUCGGACUAAGGACACAAUCUUUCGGGUCUUAAGGAUCGUAAAUUAGUAAGGGGGGUUUGAUCUAUAGGUGGUGUCUAAAUGUGAAGCGAUCAAGGGAUCGGCUUCAUGGAGUUUGGCGUCUAGGGCGGCAUAACUAGGAGAUACACAUCCAUGGUUGUAUGGGUACGAGAUAUAUGACGAUAAAUGAGUACACGGAAAUAUUAGGACCAAGAGAACAGCCUAGUAUCAUCUAAUUCUAAACGUUCAUUCAAUUUAAGUAAUAUUUAAGUGACA
This is a messenger RNA of Annulohypoxylon truncatum, 1508 nucleotides long. RefSeq names its product sterol desaturase family protein. Lineage: Eukaryota; Fungi; Ascomycota; Sordariomycetes; Xylariales; Hypoxylaceae. Gene Ontology annotation, molecular function: C-4 methylsterol oxidase activity; iron ion binding. The record is from RefSeq and is a predicted model, not a curated record. The transcript has a single exon. Bases 246 to 1244 code for a protein of 332 amino acids. Gene Ontology annotation, biological process: ergosterol biosynthetic process.